Molecule: messenger RNA, 153 nt
Organism: Pseudocercospora fijiensis CIRAD86
Lineage: Eukaryota; Fungi; Ascomycota; Dothideomycetes; Mycosphaerellales; Mycosphaerellaceae
Exons: 3
Coding region: 1-153 (50 amino acids)
Source: RefSeq, a predicted model, not a curated record
AUGCCAGUGCCAUCCGUUGUGGUUUCGAAUUUUCGUUCCAAGAAGGAGAGUUUGCGUAGCAACGCGCACGUACAAAUUUCUGGUCUGUUCACGGCCUUCCCGCAGACGUUGCAAGCCGUCCAACCUUGCUACUGGGGGAUAUGCAUGCUAUAG